Anas platyrhynchos (mallard) is the source of this 5317-nucleotide messenger RNA. Lineage: Eukaryota; Metazoa; Chordata; Aves; Anseriformes; Anatidae. The record is from RefSeq and is a predicted model, not a curated record.
GGAUCGGUCUCACCAAAAUGCAGCCCUGUGAAGCACAAGAUGCUGAAGAAAACAGGGAACCUCUCCUCCCUGCCUCAUCCCAAGCUAUGGAGGAUUCCUCCACGCCUUGUGAUGCGUUAAUAAUAUUAUUUUUUCCCAGGGUGGGUGGUGGACCAUGGGUCCCCCCCGUCCACAGGAAACCAUCGUGCUCUGCCCCAGCCGGGCUGUUUUUUUCCCCAAGCAGGCGUCGGGUGCGUGCCGUCGGGGUGCUGACUCUGCCUCUUGGCCAAGGAGCUGCAGGAGGAGAAAGCAAGAGCUGUUUGCUCCCCUUGUUUGCUUUCCUUCAUGCCGUGACACGCCGGGCAUCCCACGUGCGCUGCCCAUUGACCGGGCGGUGUUUUGUCUGCAGGGGAAGGCGGCGGCGGAGGUGCUGUGGGGAUGUUUGCAGAGCUCGGGACACCUCGGUCGGUGCCUCCAGCCCCUCUCCAAAGCUCCUGCACCCCGCAGGGUGCAGGGCCAGAGGGUGAGCGUGCACCCCGAGCCGUGUCACCGUCCCCUCUGUGGCACAAGGCUCCUUUUCUCCUCCUCGGCUGCUUGCAGGGCACGCCAGGCGCCCGCUGCGCAUUCCCCACCCCGGGGAAUAGCUGGGAUUCCUGCAUUGCCUCCCCCAAAAUGGCACCAAAGGCAGCAGCAGCAGGCAGAGGACGGAGUCCCUGAGCAGCAGGAACCCCCCGAGCUCCCCAGAGACUUUUCCAGUCCCAAGGUGUGAGAAAUCACUGGCAGAGCUGCUUUUUGCACCAGCACCUCGGAGCUGGGGUGCUCUGCAACAGCUUUUGGUUUGGAGCCCUGCGAGGCUGCAGAUUCCCGGAGUGCCCACUCGCUGCUGUGCCCCGUGGUGAUCGCCGUGAAGCCCCAGCUCCUGGCGCCGUGCCCUCUGCGGAGGAGCUUGGCUCUUGUUCAGGGCCUCACAGCACAGAGAUCGCAAGGGAGCACAGGGCAAAGAAACCCCAAAGGCUUUUUUUUCAUUUUGCUUUUUCAGGAAGAAGCCUGGGGGAGAGGAUUGAGUUUUUUUUUUUUUUUUGCAGGCUGAGCCCUGACACGGUGCAAAACUUGGGGCUCGGGGCUGCACCUCGCUGCCAAAGCCCGGAGCAGGCGGUGGCCGUGGUGGCUCUGCUGCUACCCGCUGCGUUUCCAGGUCACACAGAAACCCCACGGGAAGGUUUGGGAGCACAGCCACUGGCAGGACCAGCUCUUCCCGUGGGAUUUCUGCCCCAGCCCUACAACUUUGCAAAACCCUGGGGUUUUGCCAAGGUGUGCAUGGGGAGGGUGCAGGAGGGGCUGGUCCGAGCAUCGUCCCUGUGCUGUGCCCGGAGGUCCUCACGCUGCACCCAUGCUGAGAUUGGCCUCGUACCUGUCUGUACCUGUGCUCCCUGCCUGUGCAGGCUCCUUGCCAUGGGGAGGGUGGGCGUGCAAGGGGGGGUCUCAGUGACCCCCAUCUGGGCCUGUAAAAUGGGUACAAAGCUGUGGCUGGGUGGCACCGAGCCCUGAAGAUAGGGCUCACUGGGCCCCCAGGUCACUUCACCUUGCAGUGCAAGCAGGUGUAAGGGUGAUGGGGAGGGGGCAAUCCCCCCUCUUUUGGGGCUGUGAAUGGCUUGGGGUGCUGAGGAGCUGCCCUCUAGCCCUCUACUGCCCCAAACUGGGGACAUUUAGUGGGCAAAUCCACCCCCGGGGCACAGAGAGGGAGCGGGGCUCCCGGAGGAGCAGCAGGCGCUGGAGGGUUAACGGGGAGUGUUUGCAGCCAGUCCCUUGUCACCAAGGAGAAGGGAGCAGCACUUGGGAAGGAAACAAAACACCCACUGCCCAGGAGGGACAUUUCCCUUCCCGGGGCUGCCUCGCACAGCCCUGAGACCCCAGAAGGGCUCCGGCACCCCACAGGCAGCCAGCCCUCGAGGGGACGAGCGGUGUCCCCCUCCUGGUGGCCUUGGUGGCAGAGAGCGAGCAGCACGGGGUGAGUGGGGAGGUGGGCUGGGGACACAGCUGGGGCAGCUCCCUGUGUCCCCAUCGCCCUUCUUCUCCCUCUGCCUCCUCCCAGCCCGGGAUUUUAUGGCACGAUGUGGGGGGCACCGGGUGCCGCGGAGAGGAGCAUCCGUCCCUACCGCUCCAGCCAGCAGUACCUGUGCGCCAUGAAGGAGGACCUGGCCGAGUGGCUGAAGGAGCUCUACGACCUGGACAUCGAGGCGGGCACCUUCCUGGAGGUGCUGGAGACGGGGGCCGUGCUCUGCUCCCACGCCAACCACGUUGCCCAAGCUGCCGGGGAGUUUGCCCGUGCCUGCCCCGCCGCAGCUCGCCGCCUCCGCCUGCCCGCGGCCGGUGUCGCCUGCAACCUGGCGGCACAGCCGGGCACCUUCCAGGCCAGGGACAACGUCUCCAACUUCAUCCAGUGGUGCAGGAAGGAGAUGGGGAUUAAAGACGUCCUGAUGUUCGAGACGGAGGACCUGGUGCUGCGGAAGAACGAGAAGAACUUCGUGCUCUGCCUGCUGGAGCUGGCGCGCCGCGCCGCCCGCUUCGGCAUGCGCGCCCCCACCCUGGUGCAGAUGGAGGAGGAGAUCGAGGAGGAGCUGCGGCAGGAGCUGCACCUGCCCCCCAAGGACACCCCCCUGCCACGGCCCCCCAGGGAACCCCGGGACCUCCGAAACCUCGACCAGAUGGUCCAGCACCUGGUGAGCCGCUGCACCUGCCCCGUGCAGUUCCCCAUGAUUAAGAUAUCGGACGGGAAAUACCGCGUGGGCGACUCCGACACCCUCAUCUUUGUCCGGAUCCUGCGGGAACACGUCAUGGUGCGGGUCGGGGGCGGCUGGGACACGCUGCAGCACUACCUGGACAAGCACGACCCGUGCCGCUGCACCUCGCUCUCUCACAAGCAGCACACCCGGAGCAGGCCCCCCCAGCAGGUGCAGCACGAGGUCCAGCUCUGCAAAGCCCCCCCGGCCCCCGGCCGCAGGCAGCCCUCGCUGCUGGUCAGCCGCUCGCAGAGCCCGCUGCCCCCCGUCGGCAUGGGGACCCCGCGCCCCCCAGGCCCCCCGCUCCGGCCCUCUGCGCCCCUGCCACCCCCUCGCCGGGUGAGCCCUCACCGGGAGCCAGCGCAGCCCCGGAGGGUCCCUUCGGGCAGGACACGGGAGCCACCGCCGAGGUCCCCCGCUCGACCCAGCACCCCCGGCUGUGGGGCCACGCAGCGGGCACCUACCCCGUCCCGGCGGGCCCCAGGCACACGGGGCAGUGCGGGGGUCCCCGAGGUGCCACCUGGGAGUAUCCUGGGGACCCCCCGUUCUGCAGCAGCACAGGGCAGGGGCAGGGCCCCCAGUGCCCAGAGUCGGGCACCGCUGCCUCCAAAAACCACCCAGCAAGGGGGGAACUCGUCCGUGGGGGCUGCCAGGCUGCAGCAAGCAGGGGUCCCUGCUGCCGCCGUGCCCCGUGCCCACAGCCCCAUCAAGGUCAGGUCAGUUCUUCCUCCCCGCACCGCGAUGCCCGGGGGGCAUCACAGAGCAGGAAAAGCUCCCAGGAAGGGAAUCCGGGCAGCCGGUGGACGUGGCCAUCCAGCACCACCCCAAAACUCUUUGAGCCAAGCUCCAAAAGGGGACAGAAGUGUUAAACCCCCCAGCAAAGCCAGCCCGGCUGGCUGCCGGCCCCUGACCCCUCUGUCCCCUAUUGCAAACGGGUGCAAGGGCUGUGCUGCUGGGGAGGGGCCCCAGCGGUGCCACCCAGCCACGAGCCCACCAGCCAAGGAUGCUGAGAGCCCCGGGGUGCCAGCAGAUGAACCGGGGGGAACCUGUGGCCAUGGCAGGGGGGGCUCGGGGCUCCAGGGGUGCUGGGCACACUCACAGCCCCCAGGCUACGACAGGGUGCUGGAGGAGCUCUCCCAAAACCGGCAGCCCCUGCGCCCUGUGGAGAUGGAGAGCUGGGUGGCCCCAAAACCCCCCAUGGCCACCCCGCAGUGUGCCACCCUCCCAGCUGGGGGGACCACGGAGGAGCUGGCAGCGGGGGCCCAGACCCCGCAGGGCACGAGGGCAGCCACCCUGCCGAAACCCCGGCGCUGCCUGAAGAAACCCGAGCGCGUGCCCUCCAUCUACAAGCUGAAGCUGCGGCCCAAAGUGCGUCCCCGGCGGGACCACCGGCCCGGGAAGGGCCCCUCACGCAUCCCCACCCCGCUGGGGCAGCGCCUGCCCCGUGCCCGGGGCCAGCAUCGCCCCCCAGCCCCGGCGCGACGCCCGCAGCCUGGGGGCGCGCACCCACAAGCCAAGCCCUCUCCAGCCGACAGCGGCGCCUGGCUCACCGAGGACGAUGAGGAGGCGUGGGUCUGACCCCAUACCCCUUGGGUUUUGGGGGACCGCUUGCUUGUGAGAGCCACAGGUGCCCAAAUUGGGGGCUGAGCCCCGGGAGGUCAGCGCAGGCAGCGCGAGGCGUUUGCUUCUGGGGACACCACUGCGUGCCUCGGUCUUCCCCAUCUGCGCAAUGGAACCAAGGAUGCCUGAGCCUUCCAGCACGCAGAGCCCUACCGGCCUGCUGAGCUCAGGGCAGGGUGACACGAUGACACGAUUUUCCUGAUGCUCUGCUGGCAGUUUCCCCACGGGCCCUGGUUUGGAGCAGCCCCCCCUGCAUUAAGGCUGCUCCGGCAAGGACGCGUCCGCAGGGGUGGCACGGGGCGGCGGCAGCGGUCGGUGCUUGUGCAAUAAGAGCUGUACCAAAGCCUCUUCUCUCCCAGCAGCUUUUCUGUGUGGGCAGGGAGGGAGAAGUCCUCGGUGACCGGUUCCGUGGGCAGCGAGCCCUGCUGGUGGCAAGGAUCCUGCCAAGGGGAACGCGGUGUCCCCAGGGGGCUUCCAGCGCCGCGGCGGGGCUGCGAGCGGUCCGGCGCCACGAGCAAGGAGCAGCGAGGCGGGUACAGAACAAGGGGGACAGACCUGAUUUUAAUUCGGGUUCAAGUAAAGGGGUGCAGGGCAUUUCAGGAGGUGGAGACGCCUUGGGAAUCUCCAACGAGAAGUCCAGGGGGAAAGGGGAGCCAGGUCCUGGAAACCGUGAUGCACCUCCAGGAGGAGGAGAGGGCGAGCAUCCUCAUCGGGGCUGCACCGAGCCCACCUCGGGCUGUGUGACACCUCCUGGCUCAGCACACACACACGGGGCAGAAAACGAUAUAUUUUUUUCCACCUUUCUGCCCCUGGAGACAGCUGGGGACAUCCUCAGCCUCCCCCCAGCUCGGCAGCAGGUUAUCUCUGUGUGGACGUAGAGCCGAGCGAGGAAACACAGAGCGGGACGAGGAGGUGGUGGCAGAGCGGUAACACUUUGG